CAGCUCAGCACCAGCAGCAGCAAUAGGAGAACACAGAGGAGGGAGGGGGGCUCUGACCGUCACCUCUCCCACUUAGGCUGCAUUUUGGGCGAGCAGAACUAUCCCGUAUUUCUAACACAUUGAUGUCCCCUGAAUAUACAGCACUAGCCUAGGAGGAUAUCACAGACAGGGGCAGACAAAUGGCAGUAGCUACGUCCGGUGUUCGAUGCUGAUGAUCACAGAGCAGGCUGGUUGUUGAAAAGCGUCGGAGCUUUCACUAUGGGCACAGCGACCGAAGAAUUAAUUGUGGUAGAGGAUGAUUCUUCAUUGAAUCCUUUGUGCUUCGAGUGUGGCCAGCAGCACUGGACAAGAGAGAACCACCUGUACAAUUACCAGAAUGAAGUGGAUGAUGACCUGGUUUGCCACAUUUGCCUUCAACCAUUGCUUCAGCCUUUGGAUACCCCUUGCGGCCACACGUUCUGCUUCAAGUGCCUCAGAAACUUCCUACAGGAGAAGGACUUCUGUCCGCUGGACCGAAAGCGGCUCCACUUUAAACUGUGCAAGAAAUCCAGCAUCCUGGUGCACAAACUGUUGGACAAGCUGGUGGUCUCCUGUCCUUUCACCAAUGCUUGCAAGAUCACCAUGCAGCGUUGUGACGUGGAGGCUCAUCUCAAAAACCGGUGUCCCGGAGCAUCUCACCGGAGAGAGGUAUUGGACCAGAGAAGGGCCAGCAAGCUGCAGAUUGAGAUUGAAGGAGAAAGUGGGCCAGGGGUGACUGAUCAUCCGUCGACUGUAUCUCCAGAUAUAGACAAAGCAGCACCUGGGUCUGCUCUCCUGGAGAGAAACAUGACUCCGACAGUUCUGCCUGUGUGGUCAGAUGACCAGGGCUUUGAUAACCUUGCCUUUGAGGAGAGCACUGUAGCUGACACCACAAACCCCGCAGCGAGUUUGCCGGAGGGAGAAAUUACCACAAUUGAAAUUCACCGCUCCAAUCCCUACAUUGAGCUGGGGAUCAGCAUCGUAGGUGGCAACGAGACACCUUUGAUAAACAUUGUCAUCCAAGAAAUAUAUCGGGACGGCAUCAUUGCCAGGGAUGGAAGACUAUUGGCUGGCGACCAAAUACUUCAAGUGAAUAAUUUUGAUAUCAGUAACGUGUCCCAUAACUACGCCAGAGUGGUACUGUCGCAGCCCUGCACUGCGCUGCAUCUCACUGUGCUCCGCGAGAGACGCUUUGGCAGCAGAACGCAGGCCCACUUGGACAGCAACUUGCAGCGGGAAGAAAGCUUCCAGGUGACCCUGAAUAAAAGGGGAACCAAUGAGCAGCUUGGCAUAAAACUUGUCCGCAGAACAGAUGAGUCUGGCGUUUUUAUCCUGGAUCUCCUGGAAGGGGGCCUGGCUGCCCAGGACGGACGACUACACAGUAACGACCGCGUCUUGGCAAUCAAUGGGCUUGACUUGAAGCACGGCACUCCGGAACUGGCUGCACAGAUUAUUCAGGGUAGUGGCGAACGAGUCCAUUUGACGGUAUCUCGGCCUGCAAAGCAUCCAGCUGGUAACGUAACCCGAGAAGUGGGAAACGUCCAAACUCAUCAUCAUUUGCAGCAAGUUUAUCAUCACCGGCCAAGUGCGCAUAGGGAUCUUGCCCAAUGUGUUAAAUGCCAGGAAAAGCAUAUUACGGUGAAGAAAGCCCCAAUGGAAUCAUUAGGCAUGACAGUAGCGGGCGGGCGGGGCAGUAAGAGCGGAGAGCUGCCCAUCUUUGUGACCAGCGUGCAGCCUCACGGAUGUCUUGCAAGAGACAGCAGAAUUAAACGAGGUGACGUUCUGCUCAGCAUAAACGGCAUAGACCUGACUAACCUGAGUCACAGUGAAGCAGUGGCCAUGCUGAAAGCUAGUGCGGCCUCCUCAGUUAUUGCUCUUAAAGCCCUGGAGGUGGAGGUUCUGGAAGAGCAGACACAAGUAAAUGAAGAAAUGAGCACAAUCAGUGAAAAUGAGUACGAUGCCAGCUGGUCUCCAUCUUGGGUCAUGUGGCUGGGACUUCCCAGUUGUCUCCACAGUUGCCAUGAUGUCGUUCUGCGGAGAAGCAGUUUGGGGAGUUGGGGCUUCAGCAUAGUUGGUGGUUAUGAGGAGAAUCACACAAACCAGCCAUUCUUUAUUAAGACCAUAGUACUUGGGACACCCGCAUACUAUGAUGGACGACUAAAGUGUGGAGAUAUGAUUGUGGCAGUGAACGGGUUAUCUACAGUGGGAAUGAGUCACUCCGCUCUGGUCCCCAUGCUUAAGGAGCAACGAAGCAAAGUCACACUUAGCGUCAUCUCCUGGCCUGGAAGCCUGGUCUAAGUGGUAGUUUAAAAGGCAUUGCCUUGCUGUAUCCACUCUGCUUUAGAGCUGGUUAAGAUCUGGGCCAAAUCUCUACAACAAUCAGUUCAAUGACUGGCUCCUUCCAUAGAUUCAUCUGCUCAAAAGUUAAGGAUGAACAGUACCAUCUUUGAAGCAACUUUCAUGGUGGAAAGUCUAACAUGGGUGACCUGGUCUCACCCACUACCAUCUGUGCUAGCCUAGUAGCCACAUCUGUAGACUGUAUCUUGAGCACCGCCAUUUGCCCACAUAUGAAUAAAGUCUUGCUGAAGAGAUUGUACUAAGCCAUAAGAGUAAAUGUUAGUAUGUGCCAAGAGUACAAGGUGUUGGAUGGCCCUUCUUACUUCUUCAGAGCUGAAAUGUGUACCAGAUUAAGUAUUUCCCCAUCUUCUCUGUAAAUGUGAAAGCCUGACUCCCGCUGCAUUUAUUUAUAGACGAUUCUGCUGCUAGAGGACCAUUAUUGGUAUACCUCAAGGGAACAUUGCCAGUAACGGAUGUCCUUAAAAAUAUCAUUCAUCUCCGCGCGGCUGCUUUGAGAAUUCCACAGGGGGGCGAAGAUCUUUCACUACUGGGUUUUGUACUGUGCAAUAACUGUUUGUUUCUUUGUCUCUUUUUUUUUUUUCAAAAAAGUAAUUUAAUACACAACGAAGCCUGUACAAAUGAAAGGGGGAUUUGUUUCAAUGAUGAUAAUGAAUGUUUUUUUGGUAGUAUAAACAAACUUUUGAUAUUUUUAUUGCAAUCUUUAUAUUACGAUAUGCUUGUGGUUGUGGACUUUUUACAAAGUUGGACAUGUAAGUAGCUUGUUGAGUAUAAUAUGAAUCAAGAAUAGGAAUUAUUGCGCUUCCCAACCCUGUUUCUGCCAGGCAUCUAAAUGAAUGUAAUUUCACAACUUGCUGGGCAUUGUGGGAGAAGGCUAGUAUUGUAUUAUGGGAUAUGUAGUGCAACAAUAAUGCUACCCACACACGUGACGGUCUUUAUGCUUUUGAUCAAAUGAUAUCGAUUUUGAUAACGUCUUUUGUCUUGCAAUGUCACUGCAUCACACACUAUGCACAUUUUAUUUUACAAUGCAGUAGAAAAGUUAUAAGAGAUUGGAAGGUUAACCCAUGCGAUUUUAUAUUCUAGAUCUAAAUUACUGAAGAAUUGUGCAGAGACGUGUGAUUACAGCACACACACACUGCAAUGCAUUUCCCACCAAUAGCUAUCCAAACUGACAUCUCUGUUGAAAUUGUAUUGUGUGCCUUCCACACAUUACAAACAAAUUGUACUGCAUUUAAUAUUUCAUUUUUGACCCAAGGUGCACAAGUUCACACACUGAAGGCAGCCAUUUUGCAGGCUAAACCAUUAUUCAGAGUAAUGGUUUAGCCAUUAUUCAUGAUAAUGCAGUCUACCAAUACAGUAGAAAGUAGUGAUAUCACUGAGACCUUAAGCAAAUAGUGGGGGAGAUCUAUCAAAGCUUUGAGAGAGUGAAAGCAGAGAGAGAUAAAGUACUAACCAAUCAGUUCCUAACUAUAAUUUUUCAAACACAGCCUGUAUGAUGACAGGAACUGAUUGGUUGGUACCAGGGCCGGAUUAAGCCUUGGGGGGGCCUGGGGCACUUAAGACAGGGGAGCCCUGGUGGAGGGGGAGGGUGUAUAUUAGAUUGUGCAUACCUCUCAACAUGACCCAUUCUGGGAGGUACAAAAUGCUCUCUACCUGGACUUUCCUUUUAAUAUAUGACUGGCAUCACGUGUUGAAAUAUUUCAUUAAUAAAAAAGGUAUUUCAACAAAAAUGAUUACAAUCAUAAAUUCAGAGGGAAGUCUAGUGAUGUCAGUGUGCUUGGGCUGGGGGCCCCUUGACAGAGGGGGGCCCGGGGUACAGUAUGCCCUGCAUCCCCCCCUUAAUCUGGCUAUGGUUGGUACAUGAGCUCUCUUCACUUUAUCUGUCUCCAAGCUUUGAUAAAUCUCUUUAAGGAGCCUUUGACAUGGCUGAGCCAUGAAGGAACUACUGACAUCGGUAAAGCACAAUACAUCUGCUUCUAAAUUCAACGUACGCAAGUUGCCGAAUGAAAAAUAUGCAAAAAUGUUCUGUGCAUAAACAGAAAACAGGAUGCACGCAUAUGCACAUUUACUUGAGUGGGAUAUGUGCCCCCACUUGUGCCUGAAGAGCUGGGACCGGAGAAAGAUGAAGGGGCGGAGUAACAUAGGCUCAGUACAGUAACGGUGGGUUCUGCAAACAGAUGCAGACCUGCACAGAGCCUCAUAUGCAUCUGGCCAACCUAUAUCAUUUUUGAGUGCACUAGGGCACGAAUACAGUGAUCAUUAAGAUAGCCUCCACUACGUAACCACUGAUGACUGCACAUCAUCUGUGAAGCUGAUUAGUGCUGUUUUUGUUUCCUGUAUAUAGUUUUUUUUGAGUGUUUCAACACUUUAUUUUUACAUAUGAGAUGUAGACCACUACUGUAUUAAAGGGUUUUAUUUAUGUUUUAUGGAAAUGUAAUAUUUUGCAAUCAUAGUAACUGAGCACAAGGGUGUAAGUGUACGUGACAUAUGCGUGUCAUCAGCCUUGUGCAUGUGCUACAGGAUCCAACCUGCAUUUUUUUACAAUUUAGUUUUUGCCUACAAUUGCGUUGUUUUAAUGAACACACAUUACAUCUACGAACUUGGACACAAAUACAUUCAAACUUACCACCCGCGCCAUUGCCAGCAUGCCACAAUUAUAUCACUGGUUCUUACAGAAAAAUGUAUCUAACCUUGGUGGUGUUGCCUAUAGCAACCAAUUAGAUUCCACCUAUCAUUUCUCUAGCAACCAUAAGGGAUAUUGGGGAAUCUGGUACGAUGGGGUAUAGACAGGGUCCAAAGGAGCCGGUGCACUUUAAAUUUCUUCAGCUGGGUGUACUGGCUCCUCCACUCUAUGCCCCCUCCCCCAGGCAGUUUAGAAAAAAGUGCCCUCAGGAGAGGAUGCACACUCUGCUAGCUCUAGAGAGUUUUCUUCAAUUUCUUUUUAACUUUUAUUAUUUUCGGUAUGCUGUUUGGGCAACAGCAUGCCUGCACCGUGGCAGUUAGGUGGGGGGACGGUCACUGGCCUUACGAGGUGCAGAGCUGCUUCCCCGCUGCAGUUCCACCGUCCUAAGGUGGUGUUGUUCAGCGGGGCACUGCGCCUUGGCUAUCACAGCCGCAGCACGCCGCACACCCCUAUCGCUGCCUGGAGGUGACAUCGGUGGUGAGUACAAACUGGGAGCCCCGCUAGGUGGGUCCCCUGGUUCAAAGUACGCGGCGUAUGGGACCCUCACAAUGGCGCGGCGUAUGGGACCAUCCUAGGGGGGUCCCGCUAAGAUCCCCCGUGUGGAACUAGCACAGAAAAAAAACUUGUUGUGAUGUUUUGAGCUAAAAAGGAGACUUUGCCAGUAUAAUAUAGUAACGUAACUCCGGUGCCAUUGGAGGGGGCGGAGCUACAUCAGAGCAGGACCUGAGGCGUUAUGGCACCUUCCUCGGCUUACUGCAGCCAUAUAGAGCACACACAGCGUUUCCUGACUCCUCAGCCACGCUGGAUAUGUGGUACAGGGUGUAGCAAAGUUGGAAAGCCGCUUGUGUACACUAUCUGGAUCCCAUUUAGGACAAAAAUUGUUAGUGUUUACUGUAUUAUAGGGAGCUGACAGCCUCACUGGGGCUGUGCAGCUCAGGGUGUGCUGGUGUCCUCUCUCUGUGUCUCCUCUCACAUACAGUAGGGCAGGCUUGCAAUAUAACUGUCUGUGUGUAUGUUGUGUGCUCACUGUGAAACAUGGGUAAAUACAAGCUGUGCAGUGUAUGUCACACUAGAUUCUCUCCAUUAUCUACUGAUUCUGUUUCAUGUGAACAAUGCAGUCAAUCUUCACAAUCAGUGAAGGGGCUGGAGGAGAGGGUCCAGGGCCCCACUGGUUAGGGUCUCUUAAGACUAUGAUGUCAGAUAUGUCAUCCCAGCUCACUGCUAAUGUACAUAAGACUCAGCUACUACAACAAGCUGUUGCAGAUUUAGCUGCUAGGGCAGGUGCACAGCCCCCCUCUGUCAUGCAGGUCCACAGAAGCGUGGUUUACGUGCUCUACUAUCUGAUCCAGAUGAUGAUAUACAGGAGGAUGGGGAUGACCUGGAUCCCGUUAGUGGGGAUCCCGAUUCUGCCCAGGGUAUUGAACCCCUAAUUCUGGCUAUAAGGGAUGUGUUAAAGCUCCCUCUAGAGGACACUGCGUCACAGCAGUCGUUUUUCUUUGUACAGAACAAGCCUAAUGUCACUUUCCCUGACGCUACAGAGUUACAGGACCUAUUCAAACAGGCCUGGAAAAAUCCAGACAAGAAAUUCCAAGUGUCCAAAAAGUUUUUGCGCACUUUCCAAUUUGCUCCUGAAGGUAGAAAACUUUGAGAGGAACCUCCUGGGGUUGAUGUAUCAGUCUCUCGCCUGCCUUAUAAGGUGAUGCUGCCUGCCCCGGGCUACUUUACCAUGAAGGAUCCUGGGGAUAAGAUGAUAGAGACUACUAUAAAGUCUAUAUACACAGCAGCCGGUAUAUCACAAAGACCGGUCAUUGCGGGUUGCUGUAUGACCCAUGCCAUUCAUUCUUGGGCCACUCAAAUGCAGGUGGGCCUCUCGGGAGAUGUGGCCUUAGUUACUAUGGUAACCCUCCUGAAGCACAUUUAGGACACUACACGUGUCCUCUGUGAUUCACUCAAGGAGAUGGGAAACAUUAAUGCUCUGACUUCUGCCAUGGCAGUGUCGGCGCGCAGGGCCUUGUGGUUGCGUCAGUGGAUUGCGGACGCAGAAUCCAAAUGUAGUGUGGAAUCCCUCCCCUUUUCUGGGAAUGGCCUUUUGGGGUUGACUUGGAUACCUGGAUUUCCAAAGUUACGGCUGGAAAAUUCACGUUUCUGGGGCCCCGCCGGCGAGGCGCUCCUAUCCGAGGCCGUCUGUCCAGUCCUUUCGGUCUCACAGAUUUCGAUCGAAGCCCAAAGGUGCCUCCAAUGCGACUAGAGGCACCAGAGCUACAGUAAGUCCAGAAAACCUGCAAGCACCAGAUCUCAGGAACAGUCCACUGGUUCUGCCUCCACUAAGGCCUCAGCAUGAUGGUGCCCACCCACCCUGAGGGGAUCUCGAGGUGAGAGCUCGACUGUUUCACUUCAGCACGCUGGAGUUCGACAGUACUCCUUCCCCCGGCUAAAGUUUGUCCAGUCCCACGUCAUUGUUCCAGUACCGCAACGCGGCAAAGAGUUUUACUCAAGCCUGUUUGUGGUUCGGUCAGACCCAUUUUGAAUAUGAAAUACUUGAAUCCUUAUUUUAAGGUGUUCAAGUUCAAGAUGGAAUCCCUGCGAUCAGUGAUUGCAGACCUGGAAGAGCAGGAAUUUAUGGUCUCCUUGGAUAUCGAGGACGCCUAUCUCCAUAUUCCGAUUUGGCUGCCUCAUCAGGCGUACCUGCGGUUUGCCCUGCUGAACAAUCCCUUCCAAUUCCAAGCACUGCCCUUUGGCCUGUCCACAGCCCCGAGGGUUUUCACGAAGGUGAUGGCGGGGAUGAUAUUUCAACUCCGGGUCCAGGGGGUCAAUGUGGUCCCUGGACGAUCUUCUGAUAAAGGCAAGACCCAGGGAGCUUUUGUUGGUCCAUAUCAACCGCACCAUCCAUCUUCUGUCAGACCAUGGGUGGAUCCUCAACUUACAGAAGUCCCACCUGGAGCCAACUCAGCGGCUCCUGUUCCUGGGGAUUUUGCUGGAUACUGUGGCCCAGAAGGUGUUCCUACCAGAGGACAAGGCGAAAGCACUUCAGGAGAUGGUCCGCAUGGUGCUGACCUAUUCGAGUGUCCGUCCAUCUUUGCAUAAGAUUGUUGGGAAAGAUGGUCGCCUCAUACGAGGUGAUCCAGUAUGGGAGGUUCCAUGCCAGAACAUUUCAGUUGGAUCUCCUGAGCAAGUGGUCCGGAUCGCAUAUACAGAUGCACCGGAUGAUUCAGUUGUCACCUCAGGCCAGGAUUUCACUCCUGUGGUGGCUAUAGUCCUCCAAUCUCCUGGAAGGCCAGAGUUUCGGGAUUCAGGAUUGGACCCUCCUCACGACGGAUGCGAGUCUACGGGGAUGGGGAGCUGUCACCCAAGGGGCGUAGUUCCAGGGCAGGUGGUCAGCCCAUGAAGCCCUCCUUCCGAUCAACAUUCUGAAACUUUAGGCGAUCUACAAUGUUCUGCUUCAGGCCUCUCCUCUGCUCAAGGAUCACGCAAUCCAGGUACAGUCGGACAACGCCACAGCUGUGGCAUAUAUCAAUCGACAAGGAGGGACAAAAAGCAGAGCCUGCAUGCGAGAGGUGUCAAAAAUACUCCUCUAGGUGGAAAGAAAUGCGAGAGCAAUGUCAGCAAUAUUCAUUCCGGGUGUGGACAACUGGGAAGCGGACUUCUAGAGUCGUCAUGAUCUCCACCCGGGGGAGUGGGGGCUCCACCAUCUGGUGUUUCAGCAGAUCAUCAGUGGGGUUGCCCAAAAAUAGACAUGAUGGCUUCUCGUCUCAACAAGAAAUUCCCUGGUAUUGCUCACGGACCAGGGACCCUCAGGCGAGGGCAGUAGAUGCACUGACGUCACCUUGGCCUUAACGGCUGGUCUACCGGUUUCCUCUAAUUCCGUUGCUCCCAGGCAAUUCUGAUUGCCCCGGAUUGGCCUCGGAGGGUGUGGUACGUGGAUCUUCUGGACAUGUCCAUCGAAAACCCUUGUCCUCUACCACUAAGAAGAGAUAUUCUUCAACAAGGACCGUUCAUCUACCCGGACUUACGGCGACUUCGUUUGACAGCAUAGAGGUUGAACGGAACAUCCUAGCUCACAAGGGCCUUUUCACGAAGGUUAUUGCUACCAUGGUUCAGGCCCGGAAACCUGUGACGUCAAAACACUAUCAUCAUAUCUGGAGGAGAUAUGUCUCUUUGUUCGAGGAACGCACGUGUCCGCGGGUAGAGUUUCACUUGAGACGUUUCUUACAUUUCCUGCAGGCUGGUGUGGAUAAGGGCUUACGUCUGGGUUCCAUUAAGGUCCAGAUUUCAGCCCUCUCCACUUUCUUUCAGAAGAAAUUGGCAGUGUUGCCGGAAGUUCAGACCUUCUUGCAAGGGGUACUCCACAUACAACCACCUUUUGUGCCGCCUACGGCACCCUGGGAUUUGGAUGUAGUGUUGGCAUUUCUACAGUCCUCCUGGUUUGAACCUCUGAUGACGGUAGAAGACAAGUACCUCACAUGGAAGACGGUGAUGUUACUGGCCCUGGCUUCUGCUUGACGUGUCUCCGAAUUGGGGGACUUAUCGUGUAAAAGUCCGUACUUGGUCUUUUACGAGUACAGAGCGGAGCACCGGACUAGACAGCAGUUCCUGCCGAAGAUUGUCUCCGCUUUUCACCUGAAUCAACCUAUUGUGGUUCCGUACAGUUCUGACUCUUCUGAGGCAUGCACAGCAUCGGAGGCAUUGGAUGCUGUGCGUGCCUUGAAGAUCUAUGUUAAGCACACAGCUCAGGUCAAAAAAACGGAUUCCUUGUUCGUGCUCUAUGAUGCGCAGAAAAAGGGUUUCCCUGCUUCGAAGCAGUCCAUUGCUCAUUGGAUUAGGCUUACUAUCCAACAUGCCUAUGUGUCGACAGCCUUACCUGUUCCUAAGUCUCUGAAGGCCCACUCUACAGGAUCAGUGGGCUCUUCCUGGGCGGCUGCCCGUGGAGUCUCGACCUUGCAACUAUGCCGAGCUGCUACUUGGUCGGGGAAGAACACCUUUGUGAAGUUCUACAAGUUUGAUACCCUGGCCAAAGAGGAUACCCAGUUUGGGCAGGCGGUGCUGCAGCAGUCUCCGCCCAUUCCCACCCGUUCUGGAAGCUUUUGGACAUCCCCAUCAUACUAGAUUCCCCAAUAUCCCUUAUGGAUGCAAGAGAAAAUAGGAUUUGAAUACCUACUGGUAAAUCCUUUUCUCGUAGUCCAUAAGGAUAUUGGGGGUCAUUCUGACCCGAUCGCACGCUGCAGUUUUUCGCAGCAUAGCGAUCGGGUCUGAACUGCACCGGCGCCACAGUGCGCCGGCGCAUGGCCGCCCGUCGCUGUGCUACGAUCGCCUCUGAUUGACAGGCAGAGGCUGUCAAUGGGUGGGAGGGGGCGAAACGGCAGCAUUUGGCCGCCGUUUCGUGGGCACGGUCCAGCCAAUGCAGGCGUGGCCGGACCGUGCGGGGAGUGACCCGCAGCAGAUGUGUGCCAUCACACACAGCCACUGCGGGCCGGGGACCGAAGAGUAGCUCCCGGCCAG
Molecule: messenger RNA, 10552 nt
Organism: Pseudophryne corroboree (corroboree frog)
Lineage: Eukaryota; Metazoa; Chordata; Amphibia; Anura; Myobatrachidae
Gene: LNX2
Product: ligand of numb-protein X 2
Exons: 10
Coding region: 259-2316 (685 amino acids)
Molecular function (GO): protein binding; ubiquitin-protein transferase activity; metal ion binding
Source: RefSeq, a predicted model, not a curated record